GCCCGAAGACGACGGUCCAGGUCACCAUCGAGGCCAACUCCGUUCCCGAGGAGGAGUACCUGACCACUGGCGUUCAAGUGAAGCUCAAAGCCACUAUGCAAACCUUGGCAGAGGAGCUGGAUGCGGAGGCGGGCCACGCCGAUGCAGACACCGAGUUAAAGCUGCGAGUGAUGGCCAUGGAUGCUGUGAGGCAGAGUCGUGGCUUGCUGGAUGGCACCAUGAUGCGUUUGGUGGCCUUCAACUGCUCCGCCCCGGGGCUCCGGAGCUUCGAGCUGAGCACGGGCGUGGACCUGCAGAAGGCAUUGCACGAGGUCACCACGACGGUGGACGGAGUUUGUGUCUUGAAAGGCAGUCCCAAGGCUGCCGACGUCCAGGCUCAGAAGGUGUUGGACACCGCGCUGCUCCAGGCCGUGGCGCGCCAGCGCGCAGCAGCGGCAAGCGAAACGAAGAAAGCUGUGCGCCAUGCGCACACGGCGCUCAAGCAGUUGCAGUCGGAGGCCCUUCAGAUGCAGCCGAAUUCGACCUUGCUUAGGGCCGUGAAAGAGGUCUUGGCGUCUCGCCGCAACAGCUCGGAGUCCCUGGCCAAGGCCAUUGAGAAGGUGAAUGCCACGAUGUCACCCAAGACCAAGGUCAUCCGGACUCA
Messenger RNA from Symbiodinium necroappetens, 643 nucleotides. The record is from the annotation of a GenBank genome assembly. NCBI's taxonomy places the organism in Eukaryota, Dinophyceae, Suessiales, Symbiodiniaceae.